Humulus lupulus (European hop) is the source of this 2451-nucleotide messenger RNA. Its product is annotated as amino acid transporter AVT6C-like. Bases 316 to 1629 code for a protein of 437 amino acids. Gene Ontology annotation, biological process: amino acid transmembrane transport. The record is from RefSeq and is a predicted model, not a curated record. The transcript is spliced from 5 exons. Lineage: Eukaryota; Viridiplantae; Streptophyta; Magnoliopsida; Rosales; Cannabaceae. Gene Ontology annotation, molecular function: amino acid transmembrane transporter activity.
GAACCACAAAAGCCGUUUUAUCGUCCAGAUUCAGCUUAGCUUCGACUCCGAGUUUUUGCACAAAAUCCCCCCUCUCCCCCAGUAAUAACACCCUAACCCAACCUGUCCAAAUCUGCUCCAUUUUACCAAUCUCACCCCUUACAAUAACUAGCCUAAACUUACAUUCACCAAGGAUAUUUGAGUAAAUUCACUAGUCCAAUCGGGUUAAUAUAUCCGACGACUAUGGAAUUAAUUACGCACAACGAAGGACAAGUGUUCCGACGCCGUCUUCUGACCCAACCAAACCAACCAAAAUAGCUCGUUGCCGCCGGGAUUAUGUCGCCGGCGAGUAACGUACACGCGCCACUGCUCUCCGCGCAUGGGCAUCCGGGGGUGAAUCCUGCGUCCGUAUCUGGGGCCGUGUUCAACAUCGCCACUAGUAUAAUCGGCGCCGGAAUAAUGUCUAUUCCGGCGACCCUUAAAGUACUGGGAAUAAUACCUGCUUUUGCGCUUAUUGUGAUUGUUGGUGUUUUAGUUGAAAUAUCGGUAGAGUUCUUGAUGAGGUUUACACAUUCCGGUGCGUCCACCACCUAUGCCGGAGUUAUGAAAGAGUCAUUUGGUCGGUUCGGGUCAGUGGCAACCCAAAUUUGUGUUAUGAUUACUAAUCUCGGGUGUUUGAUCAUGUACCUCAUUAUAAUAGCGGACGUUCUUUCCGGAAGUCAACAUGGGGAAACUAUACACUUUGGUAUUUUGCAAGAAUGGUUCGGAAGCCAUUGGUGGAACUCGCGCGAAUUUGCUCUCUUAAUCACCGUCGUCGUUGUUCUGUUUCCUUUGGUUUUACUUAAGCGUGUUGAAUCAUUGAAGUUCAGCUCAUUCAUAUCGGUUCUCCUAGCUGUGAUUUUUGUUGGCAUAUGUUCUGUGAUGGCAAUAAUUGCAAUCGUCCAAGGCAAAACCGAGAAUCCAAGACUAGUACCUCAAUUGGACGAACAAACAUCCUUCUUUGACCUUUUCACUGCUGUCCCCGUCAUUGUAACAGCAUUCACUUUUCAUUUCAACGUUCAUCCAAUUGGUUUCGAGCUUGGUAAGCCAUCCGACAUGAUCUCAGCUGUUCGAGUCUCAUUAGUUCUUUGCGCCGUGGUCUAUUUCGCCAUUGGCCUAUUUGGGUACCUUCUGUUUGGAGAUUCGAUCAUGUCAGACAUACUUGUGAAUUUUGACAAGAGCUCUGAUACGGCAACCGGUGCAUUGCUAAAUGAUGUAGUUCGGUUAAGCUAUGCACUUCAUUUAAUGCUGGUUUUCCCUCUUUUGAACUUCUCAUUAAGAUCAAACAUUGAUGAAUUCCUCUUCCCAAAGAAGCCCCUUUUGGCCUCGGACACCAAAAGAUUUGUGGCUCUCACAAUUCUACUCUUGAUCUUCUCGUACUUAGCAGCCAUAGCCUUCCCAAACAUUUGGUACCUCUUUCAGUUUGUGGGGUCAACCUCUGCAGUUUGCCUUGCCUUCAUUUUUCCUGGUGCUAUUGCUUUGAGGGAUGUUAAUGGUAUAUCUACUAAGAAGGACAGGCUCUUGGCAACAAUCAUGAUAAUCUUGGCUGUAGUUACGAGCAUUAUUGCUAUCUCUACGAAUUUAUAUAAUCUGCUUGGAAACAAGCAAUAGAGAUUCGUUUCCCAUUUUUUGGUUGUGAGUUGAGGAGGUUCUUUCUACUUUUUGUCUUUUCUUCUUAAUUUUGAUAUGGAGUGAUUAUAAUCCAUGGCUUAAUUUCUAUUCAUUUUUAUCAUUAUAUAGAUAAUUAAGUAACAUAUACACAUUAAAGUAAAUCAUGUACUUGUGUGAUCACUAGAAAAGAGUUUAUUUCAUUUUACUUUGAUUGUUAAGACUCCAAACCGCAACAUCAUUAAGAUGCAAAGCAAGUUAGUUCAGACCGAGGACACAGCCGUGGCUGAAGCUCUUGCUCUAGGAAUGGCUGCCGAGGAGGCUCUCAAAGCCACGUGGGAGAAUAUAAUACUCUAUAGUGACUCCCUUCAAGCUAUUCAAGCCAUCACAGAUACUUUCACCCCUGCUGACCCAUUAUUGCAAAACAUUCGAGUUAAACAUAGAGAGUGCACUGAUCAGCUCACGCUGUGGGAAGUCAGACACUUGAGCAGGUCCUGCAACUACAUGGCACUCAAUUUGGCUACAUGGUCAGCUAUUCAUCACCAGCAAGGCGACUCUACCACCUACGAGGUCCCCAGUCAAGUGGUUCAUUAUAGGGAAUAUUGGCCACCAUGAGAUUGUGUUGACCCUCCUCAGUUUCAGGCUGCCCCCUGUUCUGUUGUAUUUUGUUUUAAGUCCCUGCUGUUAUUUUCUUCUUACUUGUUUGUGGUUGUUUACCUUGUUUCUGGUGUCUUCUUAUAGUUUCGUUCCAGCUUAGUUUUUAAUUUGGUUUGUUGUGCUAUUUUUGUUUGGGACUAGUAUGGACCAUUGGCUAGCCUUUCUCCC